GGCUGAGCUUCCCUUUGCAUCUUGUCUGCUUUUGCCGAAUCAAGAUUCGGCCCAUGCCCUCCUUGCAGCCUCCUGGGACUAGCAGGAGGAAAAGAUGGGGGAGACGAGCCUGAGAAAACGGGGAGAGGAUGAGAAGUCGAUCCAGAGCAAUGAACCCAAGACCACAAGCCUCCAGAAAGAGGUGGGCCUGGUCAGUGGCAUCUGUAUCAUCGUGGGCACCAUCAUCGGUUCUGGGAUCUUCAUUUCCCCCAAGUCUGUGCUCAGCAACACGGAAACCGUGGGGCCCUGUCUCAUCAUAUGGGCAGCCUGUGGGAUCCUUGCAACACUGGGUGCGCUGUGCUUUGCAGAGCUUGGCACAAUGAUCACCAAGUCAGGGGGCGAGUACCCCUAUCUGAUGGAGGCCUUUGGCCCCAUUCCUGCCUACCUCUUCUCCUGGACCAGCCUGAUGGUCAUGAAGCCUUCAUCCUUUGCCAUCAUCUGCCUCAGCUUCUCUGAGUACGUGUGUGCGCCCUUCUACUCAGGCUGCGAGCCUCCUGAGACAGUCAUUAAAUGCCUGGCUGCAGCUGCUAUCAUGCUCAUCACGAUAGUGAAUGCACUGAGUGUGCGGCUCGGCAGCUACGUGCAGAACUUCUUCACGGCAGCCAAACUGGUGAUCGUGGCCGUCAUCAUCAUCAGUGGACUCGUUCUCCUGGCCCAAGGAAACACAAAGAAUUUUGAAAAUUCUUUUGAGGGCACGAAACUUUCUGUGGGAACCGUCAGUCUCGCGUUUUACAACGGACUCUGGGCCUAUGACGGCUGGAAUCAACUCAACUAUAUCACAGAAGAGCUUAAAGACCCUUUCAGAAACCUGCCCCGGGCCAUUGUCAUUGGGAUCCCUCUGGUGACGGUGUGCUACAUCCUCAUGAACAUUGCCUACUUCGCUGUGAUGUCCCCAACAGAACUCCUGCAGUCCCAGGCGGUGGCCGUGACGUUUGGUGACCGUGUCCUCUAUCCUGCCUCUUGGGUUGUUCCACUUUUUGUGGCGUUCUCGACCAUCGGUGCUGCCAAUGGGACCUGUUUUACAGCGGGCAGGCUCAUAUACGUUGCAGGCCGGGAAGGCCACAUGCUUAAAGUGCUCUCCUACAUCAGUGUCAGGCGCCUCACUCCUGCCCCCGCCAUCAUCUUUUACGGUAUUAUAGCGACAAUUUAUAUCAUCCCUGGCGAUAUAAACUCCUUAGUCAACUAUUUCAGUUUUGCUGCAUGGCUGUUUUAUGGGCUGACGAUUUUAGGACUCAUUGUGAUGAGGUUCACAAAAAAAGACCUGGAAAGGCCUAUCAAGGUACCCAUUUUCAUUCCCAUCUUGGUGACUCUCAUAUCUGUUUUUUUGGUUCUGGCCCCAAUCAUCAGUAGGCCUGCAUGGGAGUAUCUCUACUGUGUGUUAUUUAUACUGAGUGGCCUUAUAUUUUACUUCCUUUUUGUCUACUACAAAUUUGGAUGGGCUCAGAAAAUCUCAAAGCCUGUCACCAUGUACCUUCAGAUGCUGAUGGAAGUCGUCCCACCAGAGAAAGAAACUGAGUAACAAGUUCAUUGCUUGUAGCCCAGUCAAGACUGUGAUGAAUUUAUUUUUGUAAGCAAUAUUUGUGGUUAUUUCUUCCUGAUAUUUUUCUUAAGGAAAAAAAUAUGCCCAGGUGUUU
This is a messenger RNA of Marmota flaviventris (yellow-bellied marmot), 1673 nucleotides long. It is a transcript of the gene Slc7a9, whose product is annotated as solute carrier family 7 member 9. Gene Ontology annotation, molecular function: L-cystine transmembrane transporter activity; neutral L-amino acid transmembrane transporter activity. The record is from RefSeq and is a predicted model, not a curated record. Gene Ontology annotation, biological process: amino acid transmembrane transport; L-cystine transport. Gene Ontology annotation, cellular component: membrane. NCBI's taxonomy places the organism in Eukaryota, Metazoa, Chordata, Mammalia, Rodentia, Sciuridae.